This is a messenger RNA of Phaeoacremonium minimum UCRPA7, 993 nucleotides long. RefSeq names its product putative fatty acid elongase protein. Gene Ontology annotation, molecular function: fatty acid elongase activity. The transcript has 3 exons. The record is from RefSeq and is a predicted model, not a curated record. The coding region runs from base 1 to 993 and encodes 330 amino acids. Lineage: Eukaryota; Fungi; Ascomycota; Sordariomycetes; Togniniales; Togniniaceae. Gene Ontology annotation, cellular component: endoplasmic reticulum membrane. Gene Ontology annotation, biological process: very long-chain fatty acid biosynthetic process; fatty acid elongation, polyunsaturated fatty acid; fatty acid elongation, saturated fatty acid.
AUGUCCUUCAACUCCUCGCCUCCGCUGCUGAUGCAGCAGCAGCCCUCUGCAGUCCCAUCGUUCAAAGCAUGGGAUGCUUUUGACAAGGCCUGGAUGGCUGUCAAGGGCUACCACGCAGACCAGUUCAAGUUCGUGCCAGGCAAGACUCCGUUCUCAACACUUGAAGAGACGGUGGGCAUGGUAGUUUUGUACCUGCUGGUGAUCUUUGGCGGCCGCGAGUUCAUGAAAAAUCGGGAGCCGCUCAAGCUGAACUUCUUGUUCAAGGUCCACAACUUCAUGCUCACUGCGCUGAGCGGCGGUCUGCUUGUACUAUUCCUCGAGCAGCUCCUCCCAUCGCUGUGGCGCGAUGGUCUCUAUGAGAACAUAUGUGGUGCCGACGGCUGGACGAAGCCUCUCGUGACUUUGUACUAUCUCAACUACAUCACCAAGUACAUUGAGCUGAUUGAUACCGUCUUCUUGAUGGUGAAGAAGAAGCCUUUGACCUUCCUCCAUUGCUAUCACCACCCUGCGACCGCGCUUUUGUGCUACACGCAGCUCAUUGGAAGCACUUCAGUCUCAUGGGUACCAAUCACGCUGAACCUGACAGUUCACGUGGUCAUGUAUUGGUACUACUUCCAGAGCGCGCGUGGUGUCAAGGUAUGGUGGAAGGAGUGGAUCACCAGGAUGCAAAUUGCUCAGUUCAUCAUCGAUCUCGGCUUUGUCUAUUUCGCUUCUUGGGAUUAUUUCGCCAGCGCCCACGCUCCCUGGUUGCCUCAUGUUGGUCGCUGUGCCGGCGAGCCUUACGCGGCAGUCUGUGGAUGCCUGAUCUUGAGCUCGUACCUGGUACUCUUCAUCAUGUUCUACAUCGCGACCUACAAGAAGGCUAGCGCCCGCAAGGCAAAGAAAGGCCAGUCGGUCGACAAGAAGGACGGAGUGUCAGCGGUCAAGCAAAGUGCGACCAAGGUCGCCAGCGGGACGCUUGCGCAUUCCGUCACCCCCAUGGCCGAGAAAUAG